This is a messenger RNA of Octopus sinensis (East Asian common octopus), 2327 nucleotides long. Its product is annotated as choline dehydrogenase, mitochondrial-like. Gene Ontology annotation, cellular component: mitochondrial inner membrane. Lineage: Eukaryota; Metazoa; Mollusca; Cephalopoda; Octopoda; Octopodidae. The transcript has 3 exons. Gene Ontology annotation, molecular function: flavin adenine dinucleotide binding; choline dehydrogenase activity. The coding region runs from base 280 to 2169 and encodes 629 amino acids. The record is from RefSeq and is a predicted model, not a curated record.
UUUUCAUGAACUAAAACAGUUUUUGUGUGAUGGUGGUGGAGGUGGAGGUGAGUCUGUAAUGAAGAAGAAUAAAUCUUAUUUUUAAGACAAUCAGUUGAGUGCAGCAGUACCUGGCACAUUUAUUGAACAGGAUAGGAAUUUUACGAACUUCAGCAGAACCUGAAAUAGUGCUUUUAUGGAACAUUGAAUCUUGAAGCAGAUAAGCUAUAAAUAGUAGCAUCUAAAUAUUGGCUUAAAAAAAAAAACAAACCUUUGGAUAGAAAAAGUUGAAUACUGCCCAUGGAACUUGAACCUACAUCUCUUGUAUCAGAACAAUCCUUCAAAUUUCCCUAUUUUAGGAUCUUUACUCUUACCGGUGAAAAUUGUGUGUUGUUGAGCUUCAAGCAUAAUAAAGCCCUGCCGAUAAACCCUGGUAUGUUGACUGCCCACUGCCAUCAUCAACCUCCUUUCUCAGGCAGCCAAUCGAAUGGUCGUUAUUUUAGUACAUCUUCAAAAGACUCAGUGACAGCCACCAAGGAAUAUAGUUACGUUGUUGUUGGGGCCGGGUCUGCGGGGUGUGUCCUCAGUAAUCGUCUUACAGAAGAUACUGACAAUACUGUACUUCUAUUGGAAGCUGGUCCAAAGGACUAUACUUGGAAGAUCCACAUGCCCGCAGCUCUGAAGUACAACCUACGUGAUGAUAAAUAUAAUUGGUACUACAUGACAGAACCGGAGAGAGGCAUGGACAACCGAGUAAUGUAUUGGCCAAGGGGCCGUGUUUGGGGUGGGUCAUCUUCUCUAAAUGCAAUGGUGUAUAUUCGGGGUCAUGCUCUUGAUUAUGACCGAUGGGAAAAGGAAGGGGCUUUGAACUGGUCAUAUGCAGACUGUUUACCUUAUUUCCGUAAAUCUCAAACACAUGAACUGGGUCCUGAUGAAUAUCGGGGAGGAAAAGGGCCCUUGCAUGUAUCUCGGGGUAAGACUAAUAACGAGCUGCACCAAGCUUUCAUUGAUGCUGGUGUUCAAGCUGGUUACCCAUUCACUGAUGAUAUGAAUGGCUACCAGCAAGAAGGAUUUGGUUGGAUGGACAUGACUGUCCACAAGGGUAAGAGGUGGAGUACAGCUAGUGCUUACCUGAGGAAGUCGUUAAAAAGACCAAACCUAGACACUGAAGUAAAUGCAUUUGCCAGGAGGAUCCUUUUCGAAGGUAACAAAGCAGUUGGCAUUGAGUACGAACAGAAAGGUGUUAUUCACCAAGUAAGGGCCAACAAGGAAGUGAUUCUAAGUGGUGGUGCUAUCAAUUCCCCACAACUUCUCAUGCUUUCUGGUAUUGGCAAUGCUGAUGACCUUAAAAAACUGGACAUUCCAAUUGUUAAUCAUUUACCUGGUGUAGGCUCAAAUCUUCAGGAUCAUCUUGAAGUCUAUAUUCAACAGAAAUGUCUUAAACCAAUCACAUUGUACAAAGCACAAUGGAAGUUUCCACAUGUCAUGAUCAAAACUGGACUUCAAUGGUUUCUGACUUUUACAGGUGAUGGUGCUACAUCUCAUUUAGAAUCUGGAGGUUUCAUUCGCAGUAGACCUGGUGUAGAACAUCCAGAUAUUCAGUUCCACUUUCUACCAUCUACUGUUAAUGAUCAUGGACGCAAAGUAGGCCCAUAUCAUGCUUAUCAAGUUCAUGUGGGUCCUAUGAGACCUACAAGUAAAGGCUAUAUGAAAUUGAAGUCUAAAGACCCUAAGGUUCAUCCAAUUAUAGUUGCUAACUACCUUACAACUGAACAAGAUGUAGUAGAUAUGAGAGAUAAUGUCAAACUCUCAAGAGAGAUAUUUGCACAGAAAGCAUUUGAUCCUUAUAGAGGCGAGGAACUAGCUCCUGGUCCCAAUGUCCAAAGUGAUAAACAAAUCGAUGCAUUUAUCCGUCAGAUGUCUGAUAGUGCCUAUCACCCAUGUUGUACGUGCAAGAUGGGAGAUCCAUCAGAUAAUAUGGCUGUGGUCGGCCCUGACACUAAAGUCUAUGGAAUUGAGAAUCUUCGUGUCGUAGAUGCCUCAAUCAUGCCCAGUGUAGUCAGUGGCAACUUAAACGGUCCAACUUGCAUGCUUGCUGAAAAAGCAGCAGAUAUCAUUCGGAAUUGGCCAGCACUUCCUAAAUCAACAGCCCCAGUCUGGCAGCCCAAAUCAUUAGAUACCCAACGAUAACUCAUGCUAUCCCCACUCCUUUCACUCCCUUUCAUGUUAUGUUUCCUUUUCUCUUGUCUAAAGGAUUAUAACUUUGCUGCUAUGCAGCAACCAAUGUAUUCUAAUUGUAUAUAUAUAUAUAUAUAUAUAUAUAUAUAUAUAUAUAUAUAUAUACACAU